Daphnia magna is the source of this 558-nucleotide messenger RNA. RefSeq lists its product as uncharacterized. Lineage: Eukaryota; Metazoa; Arthropoda; Branchiopoda; Diplostraca; Daphniidae. The transcript is spliced from 2 exons. The record is from RefSeq and is a predicted model, not a curated record. Bases 1 to 558 code for a protein of 185 amino acids.
AUGCUCAGUCCGGCCGCUACACUUUCUCUGACGGAGGUGAGCAACCUUGAUCUUCUGGCAAAACUCGGCAACUCUUGUCAUGUCUUCACUGCUGCCAAUCCAAACUCACCUGGUCUCGCCCUAGCUAGCUUCUGGGCCAAAUAUCCCUCUCCGUUUACAACUCGAUACGCCCCGGUCUCCCCGAAGGCUAUUCAGAAAGAGUUCUCGAAAUAUGUAUGGAAUAUGUGGAAUAAGGAGUGGGUGUCAUUGUCAACCAACUUGAGCGUAAAAGCCUUCUUCCCUGAUGUGUACUCCGCCAACAGGCUCCUCAAAGUAAAAACUAGUGCAAUCUCUACCCAGCUACUCACAGGCCACUGCCCCCUAAAUGCUCACCAACAUCGGCCUCUUGAAGCAUAUCUUAUUUGCUGUGUUCCGGUGGCUAGGAAUGGGGUCCGGGAGCGCGCGUUCCCGUUGGCCACCUAUCCAGCCACCGGAGACUAUGGUCUCACUGCCUGCGUGAGGGCUCUCUUGGACAGACUAGCGCUUUCCUCGGAGACGCCCUCUGCUCGCUUCUCGUGA